Plasmodium yoelii is the source of this 1041-nucleotide messenger RNA. Its product is annotated as PIR protein. Lineage: Eukaryota; Apicomplexa; Aconoidasida; Haemosporida; Plasmodiidae. The coding region runs from base 1 to 1041 and encodes 346 amino acids. The transcript is spliced from 3 exons. The record is from RefSeq and is a predicted model, not a curated record.
AUGGGGCAAAAUCAAACAAAUGACACAGAGUACUUCAUUAAAAAGGACAACAAGAUAUGUAGUACAUUUGAUACUUUGAGGAGAUUUUUUCCUGAUAAAUUGAAGAGUUCUGGAGAAUAUAAUUUUAAAGGCACACAUUACAAAGAUUAUUUUCAUAAUAAAUCAAUAUAUACCGAUAUCGAUAAAAUUAAUGGUUAUUGCUUAUGGUUAUUCAAUAAUAUUUUAAAAAAAAUAUAUACUUGUGAGUCUAAAGAAAGUUGUAUUACCCUGGUUGUUGUAUACAUGUUGGCGUGGUUAAGUUAUAAGUUAAAUCAAAAAACAAACAAUGGAAUCACUAAAUUAAACGAGUUUUAUAGUAAGUAUAUGGAAAAUGUCGAUGAGUAUAAAAAAACUAUAGAUGGCGUUACAGAAUAUAAAAAUUAUAUUGAGUUUAUAAAUAAAAAUAAUAAAUUGAUGGAUAUUGAUAUUAAUGUUAUGUCUAAAUUUUAUAAUUUAUUUAAUAAUUUAUGUAAAAUGUAUAAUGAGCUUUCAUUGACGAUGAAUAAUAAAGGUGAAGAAUAUUUAAAAUAUGUUGAGAAUUUUUAUAAAAAUUAUAAUGAUCUUAUUAAUGAAAAUUUUAAUGAUACAAACAGUAAAAUUUUUAAACGAGUAUUAUCUGUUGUAUCAAAUGAUUAUGAUCAUAUAAAAAGAACAUUAGAAGUUGAAUUUGUAAGGAAACAAAUUCCAGAACUUCCAAAGGAAAAAACAACACAAGUUUCUACAAUUCCUAAAGAAUCAGAAAUGCAUGAAUCCUUGAGUGAAAUACCAGAAUCAAGUUCUGGAACUGAAAUAUCAACUUCCGAUACUGAAUUACAAAAUUAUGAAACUGAUAAAUUAAAUUCUGAAACGGCACUAUCGAGUUCAUUGAUAAUAAACAAACUGAUUCCAAUUCCAUUUAUAUUUAUUGUAAUAUUAAUUCUAUUAGGAAUUGCACGCAAGUAUUCGUUGUUUGGAUUUCGGAAACGAGCUCAAAAACAUUUAAGAGAAAAGCUAAAAAAGUAA